This is a messenger RNA of Hibiscus syriacus, 500 nucleotides long. Its product is annotated as insulin-degrading enzyme-like 1, peroxisomal. The record is from RefSeq and is a predicted model, not a curated record. Gene Ontology annotation, biological process: peptide catabolic process. NCBI's taxonomy places the organism in Eukaryota, Viridiplantae, Streptophyta, Magnoliopsida, Malvales, Malvaceae. Gene Ontology annotation, cellular component: cytosol; mitochondrion. Gene Ontology annotation, molecular function: metalloendopeptidase activity; metal ion binding. The transcript has 3 exons. The coding region runs from base 42 to 392 and encodes 116 amino acids.
CGAAUGAUGAAUUUAAGAGCAAUGUAAAUGCCUUGAUCGAUAUGAAGCUUGAGAAGCACAAGAAUUUAAGGGAAGAAUCUCAAUUUUACUGGCGAGAGAUCCUUGAAGGGACUCUCAAAUUUGAUAGGAGAGAAGCUGAGAUUGCAGCAUUAAAGAAACACACGCAACAAGAGCUGAUUGAGUUCUUCAAUGAAAAUAUAAAAGUCGGCGCAACUCGAAAGAAAACACUUAGUGUGCAAGUAUAUGGGAACCAACAUUUGUCCGAUUUCAACUCGCAGAAAUGUGAAGCAGUUCAACCAAAUACAAUUCAAAUUGAUGAUAUCUUCAGUUUUAAAAGAUCUCAACCUCUGUAUGGUUCAUUCAAAGGAGGCUUUGGUCAAAUGAAACUGUAGUAUCAAGGCUCAUCCCUUGUUAAAAAAAAGACAAGACUUAAGGACGCUUGCCCUGGGAAAACACAGUUAUUUUCCAGUCGGUUUUCAUAGAAUUGUUAUACAUUGGAG